UGCGCUCAGUCAGUUGCGCGCCGGUCGAGUGUGUGGAUGGGUUUGUGUGGAUCGUUAUCGGUGGUUUUUGGUGUACAUCGGCUGGUUUUUAUGCGAGUACUGGGAUAAAACGGUGUCGCAGGGUAUCCUCACGAGAAGGAGCGCCCUUUCGAAGGGUAAGACAGAAGUGAGUUGUUGGUCCGAUUGACAAAAUGACGACCGACAUCUCGGUGGUGCGCGGGGGUUGGGACCCCACGCUACAACAAGAGAUUGUCGAUGAGUACGAAUACGACGGAGGAAACUCGAGUUCGAGACUUUUCGAACGUUCCCGAAUCAAAGCUUUAGCUGGUGAACGUGAAUUGGUACAAAAGAAGACUUUUCAAAAAUGGGUCAACUCCCACCUGGUCCGGUGUUCCUGCCGAAUUGGCGACCUCUAUGUCGACCUCCGAGAUGGAAAAAUGCUCAUCAAGCUUCUCGAGAUCCUCUCCGGAGAACGUUUGCCACGACCUACAAAAGGAAAAAUGCGAAUCCAUUGUUUGGAAAAUGUCGAUAAAGCGCUGCAAUUCCUUCGCGAACAACGAGUGCAUUUGGAGAACAUGGGGUCCCACGAUAUAGUCGAUGGGAACCCCCGUCUGAGCCUUGGUCUCAUUUGGACUAUCAUUUUACGAUUUCAAAUUCAAGACAUUACCAUCGAGGAAACGGACAAUCAAGAAACGAAAUCGGCGAAAGACGCGUUGCUUCUUUGGUGUCAAAUGAAAACGGCCGGUUAUCACAAUGUAAACGUACGGAAUUUCACUACAUCCUGGCGCGAUGGAUUAGCCUUCAACGCCAUCAUUCACAAGCACCGUCCAGACUUGAUCCAGUUUGAGAAACUUUCCAAGUCUAAUGCCAUUUAUAACUUAAACAACGCGUUCAACGUAGCUGAAGAUAAGUUAGGUCUCACGAAACUUUUAGACGCUGAAGAUAUAUUUGUGGACCACCCUGAUGAAAAGUCAAUCAUCACCUAUGUGGUCACCUAUUAUCAUUACUUCUCCAAGAUGAAGCAGGAGACUGUGCAAGGUAAAAGGAUAGGUAAAGUGGUCGGUAUUGCCAUGGAGAACGACCGUAUGAUACACGAAUACGAGAGUCUAACCAGUGACCUGUUGCGUUGGAUAGAGGGUACCAUAGAGGCUUUAGGCGAUCGUCGAUUCACCAAUUCCCUAGUAGGUGUGCAGUCUCAGCUUUCCCAGUUCUCGAAUUAUCGUACUGUAGAGAAACCACCGAAAUUUGUCGAGAAAGGCAACUUGGAAGUAUUACUUUUCACGUUACAAUCGAAAAUGCGAGCAAAUAAUCAAAAACCAUAUACACCUAAGGAGGGUAAAAUGAUCUCGGAUAUUAACAAAGCGUGGGAGAGAUUAGAAAAGGCGGAACACGAACGCGAAUUAGCUCUGCGCGAAGAAUUAAUCCGUCAGGAGAAAUUAGAACAGCUAGCAGCGAGAUUCAAUCGAAAGGCUAGUAUGAGAGAGACUUGGUUAUCCGAGAAUCAACGUUUAGUUGUCCAGGAUAACUUCGGUUUCGAUUUAGCUGCGGUGGAAGCUGCGGCCAAGAAGCACGAAGCCAUCGAAACAGACAUAUUUGCGUAUGAAGAACGAGUUCAAGCUGUAAUGGCGGUUUCGCAAGAACUGAGAGCCGAGAACUAUCACGAUAUCGAACGUAUUAACGCACGCAAAGAUAAUGUUCUUAGAUUGUGGAAUUAUUUGUUACAAUUGCUUCAUGCUAGAAGGAUGAGAUUGGAACUGUCUCUGCAAUUGCAACAGAACUUCCAGGAGAUGCUGUACAUUCUUGACAGUAUGGAGGAGAUAAAGAUGCGUUUGUUGACGGAUGAUUAUGGAAAACAUUUGAUGGGUGUCGAGGACCUCUUACAGAAGCAUUCCCUGGUAGAAGCUGAUAUCAACGUUCUGGGUGAGAGGGUAAAGGCAGUUGUUCAACAGAGCCAGAGAUUCUUGGUAGAUAGCGAAGAUUACCGACCAUGCGGUCCAACCAUUAUCGUAGAGCGUGUGCAACAACUUGAAGACGCGUAUGCCGAACUGGUACGCUUGGCAGUUGAACGUAGAGCUAGAUUAGAAGAGUCUCGUAAAUUGUGGCAGUUCUAUUGGGAUAUGGCUGACGAGGAGAAUUGGAUAAAGGAGAAGGAACAGAUUGUGUCAACUGGAGACAUUGGUCACGAUUUGACUACCAUCAAUUUGUUGUUAUCGAAGCACAAAGCUUUGGAGAACGAGAUUCAGUCUCACGAACCACAAUUGAUGUCUGUAGCUGCUGUUGGAGAUGAACUGGUUCGUCAGAAACACUUUGGUUCUGAUAGGAUUCAGGAAAGGCUUCAGGAAAUUCUGGGAAUGUGGAAUCAUCUCCUGGAUUUGGCUGCUUUCAGAAGGAAGCGCUUAGAGGAAGCUGUAGAUUACCAUCAACUGUUUGCAGAUGCUGAUGACAUUGAUAUCUGGAUGUUGGAUACAUUGCGACUCGUUUCAUCGGAAGACGUUGGCAGAGAUGAAGCCAAUGUUCAGUCACUGUUGAAGAAACAUAAGGAUGUAACAGAUGAACUUAAGAAUUAUGCUGCUACUAUCGAUCAGCUUCAUCAACAAGCAUCGUCUCUUGGUGAACAGGACGCCAAGUCACCGGAGGUACUAGAAAGAUUAGCUUCUAUAGACUUGAGGUACAAGGAACUUAUGGAACUUGCCAAACUUCGCAAACAGAGAUUGUUGGAUGCAUUAUCGUUGUACAAGUUGUUCAGCGAGUCAGACGGAGUGGAACAGUGGAUCGGUGAGAAGAAUCGAAUGCUGGAGACCAUGGUACCAGCCAAGGAUAUCGAAGAUGUUGAAAUCAUGAAACACAGAUACAAUGGCUUCGAAAAGGAGAUGUAUGCUAAUGCAUCACGAGUUGCCGUGGUGAACCAACUGGCAAGGCAAUUAUUGCACGUUGAACAUCCUAAUUCUGAGCAAAUUGUGGCACGUCAGAACGAGCUGAACCAGAAAUGGGCAGAACUCCGCGAGAAAGCAGAAAAUAAGCGUGACGAAUUGAAUUCUGCUCAUGGUGUACAAACCUUCCACAUCGAAUGUCGCGAAACAGUAUCCUGGAUCGAAGACAAGAAACGUAUCCUCCAGCAAACGGACAGUUUAGAGAUGGAUCUGACAGGAGUCAUGACUUUACAACGUAGACUAAGUGGUAUGGAACGCGAUUUGGCAGCCAUUCAGGCCAAAUUGGACGCCUUGGAGAUGGAGGCUCAGAAUAUUCAACAACAGAACUUGGAAGAUCCUGAGGUGAUAAAGGGAAGGAUUGACCAGAUUCAUACUAUCUGGGAGCAGUUGACGCAGAUGUUGAAGGAGCGUGAUGCGAAACUGGAAGAAGCAGGUGAUCUUCACAGAUUCCUCAGAGAUCUGGAUCACUUCCAGGCUUGGCUAACCAAGACACAGACUGACGUGGCCAGCGAAGAUACUCCAACCACGCUGGCUGAUGCAGAGAAACUCUUAAUACAACAUCAGAAUAUUAAGGAAGAAAUUGAUAACUACACUGACGAUUACCAGAAGAUGAUGGAAUACGGUGAAAGACUGACCAGUGAGGCCGGCGAUGGUGAUACGCAAUACAUGUUCCUCAGGGAGAGAUUGAACGCUCUGAAGAUGGGCUGGGAAGAAUUACACCAGAUGUGGGUCAACAGGAAGAUAUUAUUGUCCAAUUCUCUGAAUCUACAAAUCUUCGAUCGCGACGCUCGUCAGGCAGAAGUACUUUUGUCCCAACAAGAGCACAUUCUCGCCAAAGAUGAAACGCCGGCGAACUUCGAACAGGCGGAACACAUGAUCAAACGGCACGAAGCGUUCAUGACUACGAUGGACGCAAACGAUGAAAAGAUUAAUUCCGUAGUGCAGUUUGCCGGACGACUUGUCGACGAGGGCCACUUCGCGGCAGACAAAGUCAAGACGAAGGCAGAGAACAUAAACGAGCGUCGUCGAAUAAACCGAGAGAAGGCGAAUCAGUACAUGGAGAAACUUAAAGAUCAGUUGCAGUUACAGAUGUUCUUGCAGGAUUGCGAGGAAUUGGGAGAGUGGGUUCAAGAGAAACAUAUUACUGCCCAAGAUGAGACUUAUAGAAGUGCCAAGACGGUACACAGCAAGUGGACUAGACACCAAGCGUUCGAAGCCGAGAUCGCGAGCAAUAAGGAUCGUUUGCAGCAAUUACAACAGGCUGCUGAAGAAUUAAUUCAACAGAAACCUGAUCUCGCUGAGAUUAUCAAACCCAAAGUGGCAGAAUUGGCUGACCAGUUUGAGGAACUUGAAACCACCACGCAUGACAAAGGUGAACGUCUAUUCGACGCUAAUCGCGAAGUACUCAUUCAUCAGACUUGCGAUGACAUUGAUUCCUGGAUGAAUGAAUUAGAAAAACAAAUUGAAAGUACGGACACUGGAUCCGAUUUAGCGUCGGUGAAUAUUCUGAUGCAGAAGCAACAGAUGAUUGAAACACAGAUGGCUGUAAAAGCCAGACAAGUUACUGAAUUGGACAAACAGGCUGAACACUUGCAGCGUACUGUACCUGAUGAUAAGAUGGAGGAGAUCAAGUGCAAGAAAGAAAAGGUAGCACAGAGAUUCGCUCAAUUGAAGGCACCGUUGAUAGAUCGUCAACGUCAGUUAGAAAAGAAAAAGGAGGCCUUCCAGUUCAGGCGCGACGUGGAAGACGAAAAGCUCUGGAUCGCCGAGAAAAUGCCUCAGGCUACCAGUACAGAAUAUGGAAACUCUUUGUUCAACGUGCAUAUGCUAAAGAAGAAGAACCAGUCUUUGCGUACUGAAAUAGAGAAUCACGAGCCCAGAAUUAAUUUAGUCUGCAACAAUGGACAGAAACUCAUAGAUGAAGGCCACGAGGAUAGUCCCGAGUUCCAGAAAUUGAUACCCGAGUUAACCGAGAAAUGGAAAGAAUUGAAGCAUGCUGUGGAUGACAGGAACAAGCAUCUCCUGCAAAACGAGAAGGCACAACAAUAUUUCUUCGACGCAACAGAAGCAGAAUCCUGGAUGAGCGAACAAGAACUAUACAUGAUGGUAGAAGAUCGUGGCAAGGACGAGAUCUCUGCUCAAAACCUAAUGAAGAAACACGAGUCUUUGGAGCAUGCAGUAGAGGACUAUGCAGAAACGAUUCGGCAGCUUGGAGAAACUGCCAGACAGCUUAUUAACGAUCAACAUCCUCUUGCCGAUCAGAUUGCCGUUAAACAGUCACAGGUGGACAAACUAUAUGCUGGUCUGAAAGAUCUUGCUGGUGAACGUCGAGCCAAACUAGAUGAAGCUCUUCAGUUGUACAUGCUGAAUAGAGAAGUGGACGACUUGGAACAAUGGAUCACAGAAAGAGAAUUAGUAGCUGGAAGUCAUGAAUUGGGUCAGGACUAUGAUCAUGUGACACUUCUUUGGGAGAGGUUUAAAGAGUUUGCUCGAGACACCGAGGCAAUAGGCUCAGAAAGAGUGGCCGCAGUAAAUGGAAUUGCAGAUUCUCUAAUAGCGACUGGACACUCUGAUGCUGCUACUAUUGCAGAAUGGAAGGAUGGCUUGAACGAAGUAUGGCAAGACUUGUUGGAAUUAAUUGAAACUCGUACACAGAUGUUACAAGCUAGUCGAGAGUUGCACAAGUUCUUCCAUGACUGCAAAGACGUACUUGGAAGAAUCUUGGAAAAACAGAAUGCCAUGUCUGAUGAAUUAGGUCGUGAUGCUGGCUCAGUUUCUGCUCUGCAACGGAAGCAUGCUAAUUUCAUGCAGGAUCUCUCCACGUUGCAGAGUCAGGUGUCGCAGAUUCAAGAGGAAUCUGCUAAAUUACAGGCUAGUUAUGCUGGUGACAAGGCUAGAGAGAUAACUAAUCGCGAAGGAGAGGUGGUCGCUGCUUGGAACAACCUUCAGUCGUUAUGCGACGCCAGAAGAACAAAACUAGAAGAUACUGGUGAUUUGUUCCGAUUCUUCAACAUGGUUAGGACUUUGAUGAUUUGGAUGGAUGAUGUGGUUCGUCACAUGAACACCUCAGAAAAACCUCGCGACGUUGCUGGAGUAGAAUUGCUAAUGAACAACCAUCAAAGUUUGAAAGCUGAAAUAGAUGCUAGAGAAGACAACCUGAUGGCCUGUAUUAAUCUUGGGAAGGACUUGUUAGCCAGGAAUCAUUACGCCAGCAGUCAAAUCAAAGAAAAAUUGGCAGCUCUGACUGAUCAUAGAAAUGCGUUGCUCCAUAGAUGGGAGGAGCGUUGGGAGAACUUGCAACUGAUUUUGGAGGUAUACCAGUUCGCAAGAGACGCAGCGGUCGCUGAAGCAUGGUUGAUCGCUCAAGAAUCAUAUCUUAUGAGUCAGGAACUCGGCCAUACGAUCCAUGACGUGGAGAAUUUGAUUAAGAAGCACGAAGCAUUCGAAAAAUCGGCAGCUGCUCAGGAAGAAAGGUUUAGUGCCUUGCAUCGACUCACAACGUUUGAGUUGAAAGAAAUGAAGAGGAGGGAACAAGAACGAGAGGAAGAAGAGAGACGCAAGAAAGAGGAGGCAGCAGCAGCUGAGGCAGCUCGAUUAGCUAAAGCAACACCAGUAACUAGUCCAGACGAAUCGCCUAGUGAAAGAGCCGAAGCGGAAGGUAUACGUCCUGCAAGUGGAGAACAUCCAGCUGAAGAAGACGACUCACAUGUGGCACAUCGCAAGGCUUCUACACGUACACCACAGCCGCAAGACAAGCCCAAGGAAGUGCAUGCUCAGAAACUUGCACGUCUAUCCAUACGAGGAGAAGCAACACAACCCACCACCCCCACGAAAUCUCCGCAAGGUCUAUCUAGUCCAACAACUCCGAAAGGUGGAAGCGGUUCCGAGUCUGGUACUUUAAGACGUAAGGAACGUAGUCGCAGCAAGUCGCCGUUCAGGAGUUUCCGCUGGAGAAAGUCUGCCAAGUCGCCAAGUUUAGAUCGCAGUGGCGUGAGUGAUGAUGAGCGCAGCAUUUCCGAACAACGAAGUCCCACCGAUGAUGAAUUCGAAGGUGUGUUGCAACGAAAGCACGAAUGGGAGAGUACAACGAAGAAGGCGUCCAAUCGGUCCUGGCAUAAGGUGUACAUGGUCGUACGUGGACAAAGUUUGUUUGCAUAUACGGACCAAAAAUCGUAUAAGGCAGCGCCUGAUCAACCGUACAAGGGAGAGACUCCUCUGGACCUCAGAGGAGCAACCAUCACCGUGGCGAGCGAUUACACUAAGAAGAAACAUGUCUUCCGAGUAAAAUCACAAAUCGGUUCAGACUUCCUAUUUCAGGCUAAGGAUGAUGCUGAAAUGAAUGAAUGGGUUACCGUAUUGAAUCAAGCAGCACAAGGUACAUCAGGUGCAGGCACGUCCAGGGCGCAUACUUUACCUGCGCCCACACAAGCCGAGACCAAGCGGCGUAGUUUCUUCACUCUCAAGAAAAACUAAACUGGAGCAGUGAAGUUCGGUAUAAGCCGCUCAGCACAACACACACAGAUUAAAAGAAAUGUUUCGUCGCUCUACGUGGUUAACAAAUAAAAAAAAAGCAACGCUAAUUAUACAAAUUAGGAGAUAUACACGCGGACAUCGUGGUUGCAAAAAAAAAAAGAAAGUAAGAAAGAAAAAAGGAAAAAGAAAAGAAAGAAAGAAACAAAUUGAAGGAAGACUCAACUUGCUAUAAAACCCGUGUCGUUUUAUGAAAACUUUACGCCUAUCAUCUUCAAUUACUAUUCGCCACGGGAUAAAAGAAAAAUAAUAGAGAAUAUUUAAACAGCUGUCUGUAUGUGUUCAAAACAUUUCAGGCGUGUGUAGUCCAUUUGAAGUCUCUAAUUGCAUUUCUAGUUUCUUCAAGGAAUUUUUGGACACUGCAAUAUAUCGCUAGUUGAAAAAGUGACACACACAUACAUACACAACACAUUCGAUAAUGUCCCACGUUAGCGUGAAUCAGUUACUCGGACAGGAAUAUUGAUUGUCAAAAUUGAAUUGUCCAUUGUUCUAGUAUAUUUGCAUGGUAAGGCGAUACUAUUGUUAAUGGUAAACACAGUAUGAGUUAGAUUUUGUAAUUUAAUACGUGGUAUUUUACGUUUGAUAUCGUUUUAUAAUGUCGUCAAGGCGAUCUUUUGUUUUAGUAAUUUUUAAUUGAUGUCAUGUUGCUGCAAGGGUUCUGUGUGUUGUAAAUCUAAUAAGAAUGCGAUCUUAAAUUCACGCUGUUCAAGAUGAUUCAGAAGAUCAAACCCGAAGUUAUAAUCCAUAAGAAUCAAAUAUCAAACAUGAAAGAUAGCUAGGUAAAAUGAUCUUCUAUUAUGAAUAGUAUGUAUUUGCUAACAUUACUUCUAACAAUUUUCUAUGUUUUUACAAGUUGCAUAAACGUCUUCCUUAAAUGGACGUUUGCUAUUAAAGAGGAAUUCGAGAAGCAAUGCCUUGAGAGAUAUCUAUAUUCUCAUUUUAAAUACAAGAAUGCCUGUUGAAAUAAUUGAAAAGUAUCUUCUAGCACUUUUUAUACUACGUAGAUAACAUUUGUAGCGGCUUAGAAUGCGAAGAUGUUUCUAUUUUAGGAAAAAGUCUUAUCAGAACUUGUGCAGUGACUUGAUACUCGUUGUUGUUCGUCUUAAGGAAAGAAGCGUUGUUUUUUAAUUUACGAUUUCUGUUUUAACUGUUGUAAACACCUCCAUCGAUGCACGUUCAUUUAUAACGUUUAUAUACACGUACACUUUCUCGCCCUGCACUUCUUUUUUUAAUUUCGCGUUUCUCCGCAAAUGGUUCGUUUGCGUUUCGAUGACUGCCAUAUAUAUAUUUUUAAGCGGCACACUAACUUGGGACAUGAUAUAUAUAUAAAUAUAUAAAUAAAUAUAUAAAUAUUAUAUAUAAAUAUAAAUAUAAAUUAGCUUUUAAAAAAUUGUUAAAUAUAUGCUACGCCCUAAGGGAAUACGCAUUGGAGGAUUAUAAAAAAAAGAAAUGGAACACACAUUGUGUAAUAAUUUAAAGAGUUUCCUCUUAUAUACGAUCCCAAAAUAUCACGAUUCUACGGAAUUAAAAAAAGAAAGGAGAAGAGAUAUUUAAUUGUUCUUUAUAGACGUUUCUGCGUGUACGAUGCAGUUUUUAUCAAGCGAGCUUUGUUAUGAAUAAGACUAGAUCAGACUAAUUGAUAUUGAAUCCAUCUGAAGUGUCUCGCUUGAUACUAACGGCUAAUCACGUUGCGAUUCACGUGAUUGUUAACUUCCUUAUUCUUUAUUUUUUUUUUGUCUUCUUUUUUGACAUUUUUAAAUAUUUAUCAUGUUCGUUUCUUUGUUUCGUAUAUAAUAUAUAAGAACGGUUUAAGGUUGAAACUUAAUAACCGCGUAUUUGACCAUUUUUUUCAGUAAUGAUUAUUUAAGAAUUCUUUAUUUUUUGUUUUAAUAUUGUCCAAUUACAAUGCGACUCGUUUCAAUUGCCAUUAACUUAUUCCAUAUUUUUGGAACGCACUUUUUCUUAACGCGGUAACGAUGUUUCUCCUGACGAGACCUCCGAGUAGUACAUGUUGGAGAUACGUUUGUAAAACGUCUCAUCUUUUUUCUAUAUAUUGUACUGUGCGCUUCACUAAUUUGUACAUACGAUCAUGAAUAACGCAGUAUACGCCUAGACAAGAGGAAGAAAAGCAGUAAUUAACGAUCUUAAUCAAAAGAAAAAGAAAAAUGGAAUCGAUAACACGUUCGCUUUUUUCUAGUUUAAUGCAUGUGCAUUUAGUGGAUAUUUU
Eufriesea mexicana is the source of this 9687-nucleotide messenger RNA. It is a transcript of the gene beta-Spec, whose product is annotated as spectrin beta chain. Gene Ontology annotation, cellular component: spectrin. The coding region runs from base 192 to 7403 and encodes 2403 amino acids. The transcript is spliced from 13 exons. Gene Ontology annotation, molecular function: structural constituent of cytoskeleton; actin binding; phospholipid binding. Lineage: Eukaryota; Metazoa; Arthropoda; Insecta; Hymenoptera; Apidae. The record is from RefSeq and is a predicted model, not a curated record.